AAAUCAAAAAAGCAAUUACUAGCCCUGAAAAAUAUGAAGAAAAAGAUAAGCCGGUCUCCAAAUUAACCGAAGCCGAACUAAAAGAAGCCUUUGGUGGAAAUGUUGAUGAUAUAACGCUGGGUUGGAAAAUAAGACUAAAAAUAGAAGAGGCAGCUAAUGAAAAAGCCGGAAAAGAUUUGAUGAAGGCUGAGAAAAAAGGUACUGGUGAUGAUGAGGAAAAACUGGAUAUGACUCAAUAUGGUGCUAGUGAAAAGGAUGGCGAGCCUAGCAAAGAAGAGCAAGGUGAAAACAAAACUGAGGAAGGUGAAAAAGAUGAAGAAAAUGAGUAG
Ambispora gerdemannii is the source of this 329-nucleotide messenger RNA. The record is from the annotation of a GenBank genome assembly. NCBI's taxonomy places the organism in Eukaryota, Fungi, Glomeromycota, Glomeromycetes, Archaeosporales, Ambisporaceae.